CUUUUGAUUUGAAGUUAGUGAGACGUUUGCAAGUCCAUGAAGGAGAUGAGGUCGGUGAAGAUGUUUCAACGACUCCGAAGAAAAUUUUUCAGAUAUUGAAUCAGAUUAUUGAGGCAUUGUCAACUGUUCCUUCAUCAGAGCUUUCCCUGAGGCUGUACUUACAAUGUGCAGAGGCUGCCAAUGAUUGUGAGCUUGAACCUGUUGCGUAUGAGUUUUUUACUCAAGCUUUUAUAUUAUAUGAAGAAGAAGUUGCAGAUUCAAAAGCCCAAGUGACUGCAAUACACCUAAUCAUCGGAACUCUUCAGAGGAUGACUGUUUUUGGAGUUGAGAAUAGAGAUACACUAACUCAUAAAGCCACGGGGUAUUCUGCAAAACUUUUAAAAAAGCCUGAUCAGUGUAGAGCAAUUUAUGCAUGCUCGCACCUUUUCUGGGUUGAAAAUCAAGAUGGAAUCAAGGAUGGUGAAAGGUAUAAUUUAGCAAACACUUUUGUUGCAUUAAAUGCUUUGAUUGAUGCAUCUAAAGACUGUUUACUUAGCAGCUGGUUAGAGAACCCUUCCAUCGAACAGGCAAAUUGAUCUAUGAUUCCUGAGUAUUUAUUCCUUUUAUUAACUGUAUUUUCCCUGUCUUAUUUCAUUUGACCCUAGUAUGCAAUUUUUGAGUCUGCAGCGUGAAGUUACUCAGGAAUUUACACCUAUGUAAUAAAAAACAGAUUUACUUUUUUCCUUUUAACUAUGGCUUCUCUUGGGACGGCUUUCUUACUACUUCGUAAAAUGGCUUUCUAGUACAAAAAAUUUAAUAUUUGUACUAGAAAGUCGCUUUAAAGAGUCGGAAGAAAGCCAUCCAACGAAUCCUAUAUGAUGCCAAAUGUUUGUCAAUAUACAAUAACCAAUUACUGUUUUGUAAAAUCUAUUGAGCAGUCAGGCCAAAGUUUGCUUAUAUCAUUUAUCAAAUAUUUAAUUCCCAACUGGAUAAAUUUUUCAUGAAUCUUUUUGUGACCACUUCAAUCAAGUUCAGGGGCGGAACUG
Dendrobium catenatum is the source of this 1025-nucleotide messenger RNA. Its product is annotated as vacuolar protein sorting-associated protein 35B-like. Gene Ontology annotation, biological process: retrograde transport, endosome to Golgi; intracellular protein transport. NCBI's taxonomy places the organism in Eukaryota, Viridiplantae, Streptophyta, Magnoliopsida, Asparagales, Orchidaceae. Gene Ontology annotation, cellular component: late endosome; retromer, cargo-selective complex; retromer complex. The annotation marks the transcript as partial. The transcript has 5 exons. The record is from RefSeq and is a predicted model, not a curated record.